UCAUGGCAGAGUUUGGUGGCGGCUGCUAUUUCAUUGAACUGUUGAUGUUUCCUUUUGGGAAGCCGGCUUUCUUGAGUGCCGCCAUGGUGAAGGGGAAGACCAAUGAGUGGAACAAGAACGAUGACCGGCUGCUGCAGGCCGUGGAGAACGGAGAUGCCGAGAAGGUGGCCUCGCUGCUCGGCAAGAAGGGGGCCAGUGCCACCAAGCAGGACAGCGAGGGCAAGACCGCCUUUCAUCUCGCUGCUACAAAAGGACACGUGGAAUGUCUCAGGGUCAUGGUUACGCACGGCGUGGAUGUGACAGCGCAAGACACUGCCGGACACAGUGCGUUGCACCUCGCAGCCAAGAACAGCCACCAUGAGUGCAUCCGGAAGCUCCUUCAGUCUAAAUGCCCAGCUGAAAACGUUGACAACUCCGGGAAAACAGCUCUACAUUACGCAGCGGCGCAGGGCUGCCUCCAGGCUGUGCAGGUUCUGUGCGAGCACAAGAGCCCGGUGAACCUCAAGGAUCUGGAUGGGAAUAUACCCCUGCUUCUUGCAGUGCAAAAUGGCCACAGUGAGGUCUGUUGCUUUCUUCUGGAUCAUGGAGCGGAUGUAAAUUCCAGGGACAAGAAUGGAAGAACUGCUCUGAUGGUGGCCUGUGAGAUCGGCAGCUCUCAGGUCGUGGAGGCCUUAAUUAAAAAGGGUGCAGACCUAGCCCUUGUGGAUUCUCUCGGACACAAUGCCUUACAUUAUUCCAAACUCUCAGAAAACGCAGGAAUUCAAAGCCUUCUGUUAUCAAAAAUCUCCCAGGAUGCUGAUUUAAAGACACCAACAAAACCAAAGCAGCAUGACCAAGUGUCUAAAAUAAGCUCAGAGAGAAGUGGAACUCCAAAAAAACGCAAAGCUCCACCACCUCCUAUCAGUCCUGCCCAGUUGAGUGAUGUGUCUUCCCCAAGAUCAAUAACUUCAACACCAAUUUCAGGAAAGGAAUCAGCAUUUUUCGCUGAACCACCCUUCAAGGCGGAGAUCAGCUCCAUACGGGAAAACAAAGACAGACUGAGUGACAGCACUACAGGUGCUGAUAGCUUAUUGGAUAUCAGUUCUGAAGCUGACCAACCAGAUAUUCUUGUCCUAUUACAAGCAAAAGUUGCAUCUCUAACUCUACACAAUAAGGAAUUACAAGAUAAAUUGCAGGCCAAAACCCCCAAAGAGGCAGAAGCGGACCUGAGCUUUGACUCCUUCCAUUCCACUCACACUGACUUGGCCCCGUCUCUCGGGAAACCUAGUGACACCUCUCCCCCCAACUCCAGAUCCCCUCCACCGGCCUCUGCCCAUGCCCUGAGUAAACCCCCAGUCGACGGCGAUGUCAGGCUUCAGCAGCUGCAGGAGGUCUUGCAGGACCUGCAGAAGAGACUGGAGAGCUCCGAGGCAGAGAGGCAGCAGCUGCAGGCCGAGCUCCAGUCCCGGAGCCCGGAGCCCGUGCGCCUGAACAACGCCGAGAUUUCCGAGAACGGCUCCGACCUCAGCCAGAAACUGAAAGAAACUCAGAGCAAGUACGAGGAGGCCAUGAAAGAAGUCCUGAGCGUGCAGAAGCAGAUGAAGCUGGGCCUCGUGUCGCCCGAGAGCGCGGAUGCUUCCUCUCACCUCCGGGAGCUGAGGGUCCCCGAGGAGGAGGUACAGGCGCUGAGGCAGGACCUCCAGAAGGCACUGGAAGACAGUGAGAGGAACAAGGAGAAAGUGAUGAUGUUGGAGGAGAAACUGGCCGAGAGGGAGAAGGGGGCGGGGAACCAGCCGGCCGCCGAAGAGUACGAGGCAAUGAAAAGUUCCUAUUGCUCUGUUCUUGAGAAUAUGAACAGGGAGAAAGCGUUUCUGCUCGAGAAAUACCAGGAGGCCCAAGAAGAAAUCUUGCAACUGAAAGAUACUCUGAAGGGUCAGGCGGCGCAGGAGCCCGGCGAUGACGCGGGAGACAUGAAAGAGACCAUGCACAGGAUGAUCGAUGAGCUCAACAAGCAGGUGAGCGAGCUGUCCCAGCUGUACAAGCAGGCGCAGGCCGAGCUGGAGGACUACCGGAAGAGGAAGUCUCUGGAAGACCUCACCGCCGAGUACGUCCCCAAAGUGGAGCAUGAGAAGCUGAUGCAGGGGGCCGGCCUGUCCAGGGCCCAGGCGGAGGAGGCGCUGUCCGAGAUGAAGUCCCAGUACGCGAAGGCGUUGCAGGAGUUGGCUCAGCUCAAGCAGCUGGCCGACGCCCAGAAGGAGAACUCCGUGUCCAUCGCCGAGCACCUGCAGGUGAUCACCACGCUGCGGACGGCCGCCAAGGAGAUGGAGGCGAAGCUCGCCGGUCUCCAGGAGCUCCUGGCCAGCAGGGAGGUGGAGGUGGCCAGGCUGGAGAAGCAGCUGGUGGAAGAGAAGGCGGCGCUGACCGAGGCCACGGUGCCCCGGGCCGCCUACGAAAAGCUCCAGGCGUCGCUGGAGAGUGAAGUGAGCGUGUUGGCCUCGAAAUUAAAGGAUUCCGCCAAAGAGAAAGAGAAGGCCCAGUCGGAGGCCGCCCAGGUUAGAAGUGAGGCCUCACGGUUGAAAAGGGAAAAGGAGACGCUUCAGACUCUCUUGCGAUCCAAAGAGCAAGAAGCCGGGGAGCUCGUGCAGAAGUCGCAGCGUGCGCAGGAGGAGCUGGCGGAGCUGAGGCGGCACUCGGAGAGCUCCUCCCGGCUGGAGGAGGACAAAGACAGGAAGAUAAACGAGAUGUCGAAGGAAGUCACCAAGCUGAAGGAGGCCCUGAACAGCCUCUCGCAACUGUCCUACUCGGCGAGCUCCUCCAAGAGGCAGAGCCAGCAGCUGGACGGGCUGCAGCAGCAGGUCAAGCAGCUCCAGGCCCAGCUGGCUGAGUGCAAGAAGCAACACCAGGAGGUCAUAUCGGUUUACAGGAUGCAUCUUCUGUACGCGGUGCAGGGCCAGAUGGAUGAAGAUGUCCAGAAAGUUCUGAAGCAGAUCCUGACCAUGUGUAAGACCCAGGCCCAGAAGAAGUAGAGCGGGUUCCCCGGCGGGACACUGCCCCUCGCUGUCCACCUUGGGGUUGGACCGGGGUUGCUGGCGACCACUGCCACCGUUCUCGUUCGUGGUGUGCACCGGGACCUGGCCUGGCUUCUGCCCUUCCAGGCUGCUUUCUGAGGACUGGCCCCGGGAGAAGACUGUCCCCUCAGAACUCUGGGGAGACUCAACAGCAGCAGAGGGGACAGUCGCUGUCAUCGCUUCUGAUUCCAGAGCUGGGUCAGCCGUGCCCAGGAGCCGGGCCUGGUGCUGGGGCGUGGGCCCCGGCCUGGCGCCUGACCAGCUGUGUGGCUCCCCCCUUGCCUCUGGUUUCCAAUCCGCAGACAUGAUUUGACUUCUAAGCAGAUCAGUGCAGCGCUAGUGAUGCGGUGCCCGCCUAGGACCCUUUACCCGACGUCCUGUGGGUUUGAAACUCUCAAUCCCAUCUUCCCCCCAUCUGCCUUAGGUAGCUCGUCACCGGCUGGCCAGUCUGAGCUUGAUGAGCACCAUUCACUAGAACAUGAAGCUUAGAAAGAAAAGCAAGCUGCCCUUAAAAGUUUUUAAGUAAAUCGUGGACAUGUUGCAAAUUCUCUAUGCAAACUUGCCUUCUGCCAUUACCCGCGAAGCUCAGGAAAUCCAAACAGUCGUGUUUCAACAAGGGACAGUAAACUGCGUGUUUACAGCCAAAAGAAAUGCCUCAUCGUUCUUAACCUCGAUUUUUUAAAAGUGAUGUGUUUUUUCUCUCUCUACAGUAUUUUUAUUGGCUCUUAAAGAUGUUUUCAUAUCUAAAUCCCUUGAGUAAGUGAAAUUCACAUGAGACUCUAUUAACAAAAUAUUUUUUAGGUAACCAUGCUUAAAACUUUUUAGAAAUAGGACUUUUUCCUGAACGUUUUCAGCGAUAGCGAAAGGUAGUUAUAUAUUCCAAGCUCAGUGUGAGCUGCCAGACCCUCAGCGCUGGAGCGCGUUUCUUAAGAGAGUGCGUCCUCCUGGUACCCGGUGAACACUUUUGAAUGCCCGGCUCUGCCAGCGCCAGAGAGGAUCUCUGGAAGAACUGUUAGCAACAGUCCGUGUUUCAGCUUGGAGACGAGAAACCCCGGUACGGUAAACAUCGGGGUGCAUGGCAAAGGUCUUUGGGGGGAAAUGUUUCUGUUCCCUUUCUUUCCUUUCAGGUUAAAAAAAGAAAAUGUUUCUAACUUGCUUGCCACUUCCCUGUCAGCGUGGAUCUUCCUGAGGGAUGUAAACAGAAAACAGAAAUCUGCCAAGUGUGUAAUUAAAAGCGCAGGCCUGCUCCGACAGGGCCCGGGUGACAGGGCCGCCCGGGCCGGGGGUGCUUGGCUGCACUGGAUGCCGACCAAGGCCAGCAGAGCAGAAACGGCUGUCCAGCUCCGUGUUCCUUUUCCUGAGUUGUUUAUAGUUAAGCAAUUUCGAAAAUGCUGCAAAGAAAUGUGAAAGGACUUCCCGUCACAGCACUUACGGAGACACAGGACACCCCUCGCGCCCCGCACAGCACGCUGCGGAGUGGGAGACUGCGAGACUGCAGGGUGCUUGACACAGCGCCUCUUAGCGCAUCUCGGGAGCAUAUUUAUUACAAGUUCUCCGGUUAGAUAUUGGAACGCCGUAUGCCGUGGGGUAGCACUCUGCCUUUGUGAUGUACUGAGGUAUGACGGAAAUAAACCUCUGUUCCAUUUUGCA
Myotis davidii is the source of this 4697-nucleotide messenger RNA. It is a transcript of the gene RAI14, whose product is annotated as retinoic acid induced 14. Gene Ontology annotation, molecular function: actin binding. The record is from RefSeq and is a predicted model, not a curated record. The coding region runs from base 3 to 3005 and encodes 1000 amino acids. Lineage: Eukaryota; Metazoa; Chordata; Mammalia; Chiroptera; Vespertilionidae. The transcript has 17 exons.